Odocoileus virginianus texanus is the source of this 939-nucleotide messenger RNA. Lineage: Eukaryota; Metazoa; Chordata; Mammalia; Artiodactyla; Cervidae. The record is from RefSeq and is a predicted model, not a curated record.
AUGAGGAUCUGGGCCCCGUCCCCACUGGAUGGCCUGUUUGCACUCCGGGCCCUGGAGUCUCCGCUAGCAGUUCUCUGGUUUGUCCUGCAGAACGUGGCUCUUCUGGAGGAGGAGGCAGACAUCAACCAGCUGACGGAGUUCUUCUCCUACGAGCACUUCUACGUCAUCUACUGCAAGUUCUGGGAGCUGGACACGGACCACGACCUGCUCAUCGACGCACAGGACCUGGCCCGGCACAACGACCAUGCUAUUUCCACCAAGAUGAUCGACCGGAUCUUCUCCGGAGCCGUGACGCGAGGGAAAAAAGUGCAGAAGGAAGGAAAACUCAGCUACGCGGACUUUGUGUGGUUUCUGAUCUCCGAGGAGGACAAGAAGACUCCCACCAGCAUCGAGUACUGGUUCCGCUGCAUGGACUUGGACGGGGACGGGGCGCUGUCCAUGUUCGAGCUGGAGUACUUCUACGAGGAGCAGUGCCGGCGCCUGGACAGCAUGGCCAUCGAGGCCCUGCCCUUCGAGGACUGCCUCUGCCAGAUGCUGGACCUGGUGAAGCCCCAGAGGGAAGGGAGGAUCACGCUGCAAGACCUGAAGCGCUGCAAGUUGGCCAACGUGUUCUUCGACACCUUCUUCAACAUCGAGAAGUACCUGGACCACGAGCAGAAAGAGCAGGUGUCCCUGCUCAGGGAGAGCGAGAGCGAGGGCCCCGAGUUGUCUGACUGGGAGCGCUUCGCCGCCGAGGAGUACGAUAUCCUGGUGGCCGAGGAGGCCGCAGGGGACCCCUGGGAGGACGGGUACGAGGCCGAGCUCAGCCCCGUGGAGCAGAAGCUCAGCGCCCUGAGGUCCCCGCUGGCUCAGAGGCCCUUCCUGGAGGCGCCGGGCGGCCUGGGCGCCGUCGACCUCUACGAGUUCGAGGGUGGGGACGACGACCUGCCGCGCUCGUGA